Messenger RNA from Diversispora eburnea, 237 nucleotides. NCBI's taxonomy places the organism in Eukaryota, Fungi, Glomeromycota, Glomeromycetes, Diversisporales, Diversisporaceae. The record is from the annotation of a GenBank genome assembly.
AUGACACAAAAAAAUUCAAAGGAAAGAAAACAAUAUUGGAUACCCGAUAAUUACAUUGUCGAAACUGAAAUGGGAAAGAGAAAACUUCGUUGUGAAAUGAAAUAUGGAAAAUUACAUCAAUGUCAACUAGAAAUUUCCAAUAAAUCUAUAACUUCUAGAAAAAGACCUCUUUCUCUUAUUCAAUCUAAAUCUGGACAAAGUAAACGUUUUACUGCUUUUGGAAAAGAUUCAGAAUAA